Heteronotia binoei (common prickly gecko) is the source of this 1153-nucleotide messenger RNA. Its product is annotated as brain-derived neurotrophic factor-like. The transcript is spliced from 2 exons. The record is from RefSeq and is a predicted model, not a curated record. Gene Ontology annotation, molecular function: growth factor activity; nerve growth factor receptor binding. Lineage: Eukaryota; Metazoa; Chordata; Lepidosauria; Squamata; Gekkonidae. The coding region runs from base 143 to 667 and encodes 174 amino acids. Gene Ontology annotation, biological process: neuron projection morphogenesis; negative regulation of neuron apoptotic process; positive regulation of peptidyl-serine phosphorylation.
CUCUUGGUUGCUGUAUCACUGACCAGUUUUCCUGACCAAAGGUGGUUUGCACUGAGAGCACAGUGAAUAUAUCUCUGGGAGGAAAGAAAAGGGAGAGAAGAGUGCAAGAGAAAGAACAGAUCCAGACAGACAGAAGGCAGGGAUGCUGAUUCUGUUCCACGCUGUGAUCUCCCCACUGCUCUGUGCCAUUCAUGCUGUCCCCCUUGGCCAGGAGAAUGCUGUCAUCAACACUACCGAGAUCACGGAGAUGGUCCUCUUCUCCGCACGGGUUGUCCUUUCCCCCCAGGAGCUCUCAGCCCCCCCCUUGGUCGACAGCCCCAGUGCCCUUGAUGAGUGGUCAGUGUGCAGGAGCGUCAGUACAUGGGUGGCGGACAAACGAACAGCGGUGGACAUCGCUGGCAGAAAUGUAACAGUGCUUCCUACAGUCCAAACUUCUGCUGGCGUGCUCAAGCAGUAUUUUUAUGAGACCAAGUGUCAACCUGCUUGGGCCACCGACAUGAGAGGUUGCUUGGGGGUGGACUCACGCCACUGGAUCUCCAGGUGCAAGACAAAACAGUCAUUUGUGAGGGCCCUCACUCAGGAUUCUGAAGAACGGGUGCACUGGCGCUGGAUCCACAUCGACACAUCUUGCGUCUGUUCCCUGUUCAACCGCACUGGCCAGACGUAGAGAGGAAGAGAAAGGGGGCAGCGGUCUUCCUGGCUCAUUAAGGCCCCCCAAGAGAGAACUAUCAAGAAUAUAAAUAAGCAUGUUCUAUAUAGAUAUAUAUUGAUAAUAAGUUUAGUUUUUUGUAAAAUCAGAUAGCUGUUUAUGUAUGAUCUAGAUGAUCACAGAUGUUUGCAAUUGUAUAUCUAUUAGAUGAUUGUACAAGAUUGCAGUUAGGGUUGUAUUGGAAAACACUUGGAGACUUGGGGGGGGGGAUAUUGGAGAGGUGGGGUUUGGGGAGGGGUCUCAGCACAGUACAAUGCCAUAGAGUCCACCCUUCAAAACAGCCAUUUUCUCCAGAGGGAUAUUUCCAGGCCCCACCUGGAGGCUGGCAACCCUAAUUGCAGUUUAUGCUUUAUGUUUGUGUUUCUGUUAACUGAAAUUUUAGAAAAAGAAAAAAAAAGUGUGUGGAUGAGGGGCAGAUUAAAAAUUCAAAAGCAUGCGACUUGA